GGAGAGACACGGGCGCGGCCAUAUUGAUUAAUCUCGUUUUCGCGUAUAGAGUGGUUUUUCUCCUUGCUAGAAACGGUCGUCAGAAUCAGAGGUGUCCCAGAGCCCCCGGUUACAGAGAGUGCGUGUGCAGCUAGCUAAGCUCCUAGAGAUAGCCGUAGCAGAAGCCAGUUCCAGGCAAGAAGUUCUAGUAAAGCGUUUGCGGUACCCAUUCCGUUUCCUGUGUCCGUGCCGGAAGUGCCGUGUCAGUAAAGAAGGUUCUUUGAGGGUGCGCCCCGCGCGAGUUCCGUUUCGUUCAGUUUUCUCUUCGCGCGUUCAUUUUGUUCGGCGUUUCUAUCGCCAGGAGGUUGUGAACGGAAGAGAAAAAAAACUAGUGUGUUCAGUGCAGCUCCCGAAGAACGGAAUAAAAAAAGUCGGAAAACCUGUAAGGAUCAGUACGGUGUGUUUUGUAGGUGAAGUACAAUAUCCACAGGCGCGCACAUAUAGUGUACCCAUUUUUAGUGAGGACCUAGCCGGAAACAAAAAUUACCCAAGAUGUCGGAACGCGAGAAUAAUAUCUACAAGGCCAAAUUGGCAGAACAGGCGGAACGAUAUGACGAAAUGGUCGAGGCAAUGAAGAAAGUCGCCUCCCUGGACGUAGAACUCACAGUCGAAGAGCGAAAUCUGCUGUCAGUUGCCUACAAGAACGUUAUCGGCGCACGGCGUGCAUCGUGGCGGAUAAUUUCCUCGAUCGAGCAGAAGGAAGAAAACAAGGGCGUCGAGGAGAAGUUGGAAAUGAUCAAGAACUACCGCUCCCAAGUGGAGAAGGAACUGCGCGACAUCUGCUCCGACAUCCUGGAAGUGCUCGAUAAGCAUCUGAUCCCGUGCGCGACGACCGGCGAGAGCAAAGUGUUCUACUACAAAAUGAAGGGAGAUUAUCACCGCUAUCUGGCCGAAUUCGCCACCGGUGGUGACCGCAAGGAUGCUGCGGAAAAUUCGCUGGUCGCAUACAAAGCCGCCAGUGACAUCGCUAUGACUGACCUUCCACCGACGCACCCGAUCCGGUUGGGACUGGCACUCAACUUUUCAGUAUUCUACUACGAAAUCCUGAACUCGCCGGAUCGUGCCUGCCGCCUAGCGAAAGCAGCAUUCGACGAUGCCAUCGCCGAGCUCGACACCCUCAGCGAGGAAAGCUAUAAAGAUUCUACGUUAAUCAUGCAGUUGCUGCGAGACAACCUUACAUUAUGGACAUCCGAUAUGCAGGGUGACGGCGACGGCGAGCAAAAGGAACAAAUUCAGGACGUCGAAGAUCAGGACGUGUCGUAAUUUGUUACGCGGCUCGUUUUAUGUGUGAAUUUAUUUUAUUAAUUAAAGAAGAUAAGGUUAAGCAUUAUUAAAUAAGCUAUACAUAAGACAGCAACAAAACAACAACAAAGAAAAAAGAAGAAAAAACAACUGCAUUACACGACAGAUGAAAACUACUGAACACUGAGCAGACAACAUACAAACUCAUGAAAAACAAACGCGGAAACACAGCAGAAAACCGAAGAGUACGAGAUUGAAAAUGAAAUUGCUGGAAGGUCGCACAUUUCACAUUUCACGAUUAUUGAAUUCAUGUAACAGGAGAAUUAAGAGAACCCAAGAGUCGUCGAGGCGUGAAAAAGAAAACCAGAAUGAAAACAAUUAAACUACGGAAAAAGAACAUAAUAAAAACGGAUACUAUCUGAGUCCUCUUGGCAGUAUAAGAAAUUUAAAGAACGCAGUAUCAACCAACACACUUAGACUUACACAAACACACACACACAUACAUAGACAAACAUGCACACUCAUCUUCACACUCGCAGACACGACACGAACACAUAAAUACUUAUUACUAUUACAUCAAAAAACAGCGUAUUAGAGCAUAUUGAUUACUACAACUACUACUAGUAAAAAGCUAAUGAAAAAAAUCAGCUGAGUGGUGUAAAAAGAGAAAAAAAAAUCAUCAUCCAUUAAAUGUGUAUUGUUUUUGUCAAUAUAUAUUAAUAAAAAAAAUAAAGAAAUAACAAAAAGUACGAAAAAACUUGAAAUUCAGCUGGAAAGCAUAAAAAAGAGAGAAAGAGCAGCAAAGACCAUGCACCCACCCGCGCAAGUAGGAGGAUAGGAAAGGAUUCAAUCGUGACAAGCUGACAGCCGUGGGAGGAGGGGGUCAGCAAGGAUAGGCGCAGGCAGGCAUGCAGGAAAAAGAUUAACGUCAAUCUCGUGCGGGUUUUUAGUUUCUUCCUCCCAUCAUCAUCCUCGAUUCGAUCCGAGCUUGCGCCGAGACUUUGCCUUGUUUUGUCGGAAGCAGUGAAGAAGAAAAAAAGGUAAAAGAACAUUCCCAAUUUUUUGCGUGCAGAAUAGCGAAAAUAGCGCGGCCGCGGGGGAGACAUUCGUAAGAGACUUGUUCGCUAUAUUUUUGUCAGUAUUCCAGUUAUAUUCUCUGAAGAGUAUUCUAUGCGUGGAACGCAAAUUCCACAAGUCUCCCGGUGGGGUUUUACCUAACCGCCGCCAAAAAAUGCGCCCGAUGAAUUGUUGGCUCUUUUGCUCUUCUCUUUUUUUUUUCUCGGAUGGGUUUGAACGCGAAAUUCCUUUGACUUACAUGCGCUACCAAGUAAGAAUUCCCCCCAGAUCUUUCGCUGGAUUUGGGAAAAUGCGCUAGCAAAGGUAAUCGAUUUAUGGUGAAUUAGCAGUAAUACUAUUACUAGGUGUAAAGAAUUCAAUUCGAAGAUAAUACAGUAUAUGCUGAAACCGAGAUUCUCGUGCGCAGCAAUUAUGGCAGCGUGUAACCAAGUGACAAGUUUUUCAUUGAUUAUUCCAACUAGAAAUCCAUGGUUUUAAUUAUUAGGUCGUCGUACAGCACUACUGUUCUGUUUUGUGCAGCUAACUUGCUUUCAGUAGGAAAUUCCGUUGAUCAGCAUUAUCCAACUUACAAUCCCAUCAACAAAUCAUAUUUGUUGAUGGAAAAUGCGAAACAGAAACUAUAAAGCAGGGAAAUGAGUGUUUGAAGGUUGGCCAUUUAAUGCAGGGAUUUUCUAUCGUUAACACCCGUCAACAUCCAAACGCGGUAAAAAGGAGCACAAACUUUCAUAACAACCUGAAACAAAGAUCUAGUGAAACUCCCUGCCUAUGCUAGCCAAUUUUUUUCGAGAAUAAUAAUAUUAGAAUCAUGAAAAAGCGCGUACGAAUUUUCUACUAACUGAGCAGCAAACCAACAACAAAAAAAAUACAAGAUGAUACGGUUUUUCGAAAACGAGUAGUAGCCUAUAAUAAAUAAUGGAAACAAAGUCAUUGCAUUUAUGGACCCACAUACAGCCUCUCGUUGAUGAUUUGAGGAAAGAAAAGAAAUUAAAUCAUAAAUUACACACCAACUGAUGACGCAGUAGAGGUCAGAGUUAAUAGAGACACAUACUACACCCACAUCUAAGGAAAAAAGCUAUGUUUUAAUCAGCAAAAAUCGAAAUCGUGAAAUAAAUAAAACGUUUCUAGUAGUAGCUAAUGAAAGCAGCUCUUUAAUUGCAACUAACUCUGCAUUUACGUGUGUUUUCCUCAGUCAUAGCCUACCUUGAUGUCCCCAGAAGUCUUUCAGCUACGUUCUCCGUUUGUUUUAUUCCAAACCACACUUCAAUUGAUUAAUUAUUUCCAAACAGUGAAAUAUCCGACGCGCAUCAAUUUCCGAAUUAUAUUUAAGGCGGUAAAUAAACAGAAUAAUAAUUACUAAAGAAAACAAAAAAAAACCUAUUGAUUAUUAUGAGUAGAGGUAUAAAUUAAAAGGUAAAUUAAUUGAAUAGAACCAUGCAAAACUACUUAAAACACUAAUUAUCAACGCAAGCAGGCGCCUGAACCCAGAUUCCACAGAGAAAAACAAAAGAUCACGUACAAACAGAUAAAACUUCCACAGAACGAAAUCUCGACUUUUUUUUCCUUAAUUCUUCUCGUUUAUUUUACAACCGUUGUGACUUAGAAAACUCACUCGACUAGGAAAAUCCCACAACUGUCUCCCCAAGUUUCAAGUUUUGAGCUAGCAAACAAAAUCAAUGAGUAACUUUUGUUUCCUCUCGAACGUUCAAUUAGCUUAUCUUCUUUUGCGGACGUUACUGCAAAAAUCGCGCCGAAAAAUUUGUCUAUCAAACCGAAAACAUGCGACAUCAAAAACAUAAACAAUACAAGGUUUUAUUUUGUUUUAUAAGUUUUAUAAUGGCAAACAACAGCCGAACAGGUUGAUAAUCGACCGAAAAUAAUUCAUACACACAAACAUGGCAGAAAAAAAUGAAAACAAAUGAAUGAUAAUAGAAAGCAAAGAAAAAACAUAACACGAGACGCAUGAAACAUGAAGAAAUAAACAGCAUUCUCAUUCUAAUGCAUAAGAUAAAUAAAUGAAACAAAACAUAAGAAAGCCACACAACACAACAACUAUAAACAAGUGACGGAAAAUAUGCAAAACAAUAGUGAAUAAUAUUAACGAAGAAAAUCCAUCAAGCAGCAGCAACAGAAAAAAUGGAAAAA
This is a messenger RNA of Malaya genurostris, 4500 nucleotides long. RefSeq names its product 14-3-3 protein epsilon (gene 14-3-3epsilon). NCBI's taxonomy places the organism in Eukaryota, Metazoa, Arthropoda, Insecta, Diptera, Culicidae. The transcript has 5 exons. Gene Ontology annotation, cellular component: cytoplasm. Bases 532 to 1302 code for a protein of 256 amino acids. The record is from RefSeq and is a predicted model, not a curated record. Gene Ontology annotation, biological process: signal transduction.